This is a messenger RNA of Schistocerca gregaria, 651 nucleotides long. RefSeq names its product histone-lysine N-methyltransferase, H3 lysine-79 specific-like. NCBI's taxonomy places the organism in Eukaryota, Metazoa, Arthropoda, Insecta, Orthoptera, Acrididae. The transcript is spliced from 2 exons. The record is from RefSeq and is a predicted model, not a curated record. Bases 1 to 651 code for a protein of 216 amino acids.
AUGUUUUUGCCUUAUGGAGAAGAAAAGAAGAAAAAGAGAAAAGAACGAGAGAAAAGAAAGAACGAGAGAAAAGAAAGAACGAGAGAAAAGAAAGAACGAGAGAAAAGAAAGAACGAGAGAAAAGAAAGAACGAGAGAAAAGAAAGAACGAGAGAAAAGAAAGAACGAGAGAAAAGAAAGAACGAGAGAAAAGAAAGAACGAGAGAAAAGAAAGAACGAGAGAAAAGAAAGAACGAGAGAAAAGAAAGAACGAGAGAAAAGAAAGAACGAGAGAAAAGAAAGAACGAGAGAAAAGAAAGAACGAGAGAAAAGAAAGAACGAGAGAAAAGAAAGAACGAGAGAAAAGAAAGAACGAGAGAAAAGAAAGAACGAGAGAAAAGAAAGAACGAGAGAAAAGAAAGAACGAGAGAAAAGAAAGAACGAGAGAAAAGAAAGAACGAGAGAAAAGAAAGAACGAGAGAAAAGAAAGAACGAGAGAAAAGAAAGAAAGAGAGAAAAGAAAGAAAGAGAGAAAAGAAAGAAAGAGAGAAAAGAAAGAAAGAGAGAAAAGAAAGAAAAAGAGAAAAGAAAGAAAAAGAGAAAAAUUGGUGAAAGAAAUGAAAAAGGAGAUGCUCUAGGUACAAUGGCAUGGAUUUGCACAUACAAACCAUGA